This is a messenger RNA of Triticum turgidum subsp. durum (durum wheat), 306 nucleotides long. The record is from the annotation of a GenBank genome assembly. Lineage: Eukaryota; Viridiplantae; Streptophyta; Magnoliopsida; Poales; Poaceae.
AUGAGAAGCGAUAGAGGAACCGUUGCUUCUUGGCUCCUCCGCUGUCUCAGGGUCGUCGCGCCACCACCAUGCUGUCGCGCUCCUAUUCUCCGUGGCCCUCCACGCCCCAGCGCUGACGAGGACAGAAGGGAUCCCCGCCACUGCUUCCUCCACCCAGCAGGGAGAGCGGUGCCCGCUCUGCACUACGCUGGCACACCAUGCUGCUCAGAUCCGUCAUGGUGGAAACCCGAUACAGGUGGCCUUCCUUCAGAUCUUUUUUGGUUUCUGUCUAAUUUGUUGGCUGCUCAGAGGAUGCGAGGCUGUUAG